Molecule: messenger RNA, 2010 nt
Organism: Cucurbitaria berberidis CBS 394.84
Lineage: Eukaryota; Fungi; Ascomycota; Dothideomycetes; Pleosporales; Cucurbitariaceae
Exons: 3
Coding region: 1-2010 (669 amino acids)
Cellular component (GO): membrane
Molecular function (GO): sucrose:proton symporter activity
Source: RefSeq, a predicted model, not a curated record
AUGUCGUCGUCCUCGCGUCCGCAUGGCGCCGGCUCGCCUUCACCUCCAGCUGCCUCCCCCGCUCCGCCUGGCCCCCCUUCCCCUCGAGACCCGCUGAAGCUCGACACGGCUUCACGAUCACGACCACGGCCGAAACUCGUCUCCUUUGGCCGCACAGAGCUCUCGGACGGGCGGACCACCUCAGACGGACGGCCCAACGUAGACGGGCGCCCGCACGUCGAAUUCAUAACCGAACCGCGCAUGUCUUCCGAAGUCGAUCCGCUCUUGAAGGAGGUGCUUUCCCCUCUCAGCGAUGACGACUGGAUGGGCGAGCAUCAUGUCGAGGAGACGAAAAGCAGCUGGUUUCUGUUCCUGCUCACCUUUGGCGGACUGGGCCUGCAAAUAGGAUGGUCAGUAGAGACGUCGAAUGGUUCGCCAUAUCUUCUGUCCCUUGGACUCAGCAAGUCCAUGCUCGCUCUAGUAUGGAUCGCCGGCCCCUUGUCAGGUGUACUAGUCCAACCGUACGUCGGUAUCAAGAGCGACAACUGCCGCCUGCGUUGGGGGAAAAGGAGGCCUUUUAUUAUUGGCGGCGCCGCAGCAACUAUUGUGUCCCUCAUGGUUCUGGCGUGGGCAAAAGAAAUCAUUGGAGGCUUCCUGGGCGUUUUCGGCGCUGAUCCAGAGUCAAGUGGCGUGAGGACUUGCAUCAUGCUCUUCGCUGUCCUCUUUGUGUACGUGCUGGAUUUCGCUAUCAACGUCAUCCAAGCUGGUGUCCGUGCAUACAUUGUCGACGUCGCCCCCACUCAUCAACAGGAAUCCGCCAAUGCCUGGUUGAUGCGCUCGGCAGGUCUCGGAAACAUCUUGGGCUACCUAGCAGGCUACAUCAAGCUCCCAGAACAUCUCCCGUGGCUCGGCGGCACUCAGUUCAAGGUUCUCUGCGCCAUCGCCUCUUUCAUCAUGGCCCUUACGGUUGGUAUCAGUUGCGCAUCUUGCCCCGAACGUGACCCCCAAUUCGAUUCCACACCAGCCGAGCAACAGGACGGCGUGAUUGCUUUCUUCAAGAGCCUCGCACGCUCAGUCAGGAGAUUGCCUCCUCAGAUCAAACGCGUGUGUGAGGUGCAGUUCUUCGCCUGGAUUGGAUGGUUUCCAUUCCUUUUCUACAUUACAACCUACGUUGGUGAAAUCUACGCCGACCCUUUCUUUGAGAAGAAUCCGCAUAUGACGGACGACGAGAUUGAUCGCGUCUGGGAGGACGCUACAAGAAUCGGCACCAGGGCACUACUCAUCUUCGCCGUCACCACUUUCCUCGCCUCCGUCGUCCUACCAUUCGUCAUUCCUCCCACCUAUCAAGCUCCAGAGCCCGACCGUCCAGUGACGCCCGCCACGCCCAUGACACCAGCGACUCCGCAUUCUAUGGGAGGUUCCGGCUAUUUUGCACUCAGUCACACAUCCAAGGGAACCCCAAAAACUUUUCAAGAGAAGAUGUACAAAUCCUUGGAGAUGCUGCAAGUCCAAUCGCUCACCCUCCGUCGGGCUUGGUUCCUUUCACACAUUGUGUUCGCCAUACUCAUGCUACUUACCUUCGUUGUUCGCAGCACGUGGGGGGCAACAAUGCUCGUUGGCGCUAUUGGCAUUCCUUGGUGCGUGACGAGCUGGGCUCCAUUUGCUAUCAUCGCUUCCGAGAUUUCGAAAAGAGAUGCUAUUCGACGUGGCAUCAUCCGCCCGCGCGACCGCGAGUCUCAGCUCAUCGCAUCUGGUGAAGAUGACGGAUCAGGGGCAGACUCGGCUGGUGUGGUGCUAGGAAUUCACAAUGUGGCCAUCGCAGCUCCCCAGGUCAUCGCCACACUUGUCAGUGCGGUAAUGUUCAAGCUACUACAGAAGCCUAGAGGCACAGCAGGCGAUGACAGUGUAGCGUGGGUCUUGCGAUUUGGCGGCAUCUGUGCUGUGGCUGCGGCUUGGUUGACGUUGCGAGUCACCGAAGAGAAAGUAGAAGAGGAGGUAGAAGAGCCGUUCAGGAGGAGACGCCUGUCUUAG